This is a messenger RNA of Pezoporus flaviventris, 891 nucleotides long. Its product is annotated as transcription initiation factor TFIID subunit 4-like. The transcript has 2 exons. Lineage: Eukaryota; Metazoa; Chordata; Aves; Psittaciformes; Psittacidae. The coding region runs from base 1 to 588 and encodes 195 amino acids. The record is from RefSeq and is a predicted model, not a curated record.
AUGGCGGGAGCGGCGCGGAGCGGGGACAGGAGAGGGACUCUUCGCCUCAGAGGCGGGCUGAGUGCGCGCCCCUCGGCCGGGCCGGCGCCGCGGGGCCGCUCCGCCGCUGCCUGCAGCCUGACACAAACACCCGAGGGGCGGGAGAGGGCCGGGGGCGCGCACUCCCUCCCUCCCUCGCUCGCUCACGCUCUCGUUCACCGACGCGCUGCGGCCCCGACCACUCCGCCCACGCAGCCCACUGCCAUGGAGACCGGUACCACGCGCCGUCUCCCUCCGCCAGGCAGCGCGCGGGGAGGGGGCGAACGGGAGCCGCCGCCGCCGCCGCGCGGCAAAGAGUCCGGCCGCGGCGGCACCGGCUCCCGAGAUGGGCCCGCACCAGCACCCUGCGGCAGCGCCUCCUGCCAGCAGCAGGGCGGGCCGGGGGCCUCGGACGUGCGCGGAAGUUCUAUCACCGCAGAGCGACUGUCCCCCGCGGAGGUCGCCUCCCGCCAGGUGAAUAGAGCACCCCACCAUGCCUGGUAUUGCCUUCAGAACGUUCUUGAUACCAUUCCUGCUGUUGCUGCAAGCACACAAAGGGGAAAGAUUUAAGUUGAUUGCAUUUGCAAAUCAUUCCAGCCAUACCUGCACUAGAAAACACUGCAGUUCACAGGGUGCUACUCUAUCAGUGCUUACAAUAGUAAGGAGCACUACUGAGCCUCCGUGUGAGGUUUCACAGUCCUUUUAUAGCCUAGAAUAGAUAAGCACUCACAGCACACUCAAAUUCCUACAUUACUUUCUGUUCCAGUUAAUGAUACAUCACCAAAAGGUGUCUAAACAAAUUUAAAAAUUUGGUUUUCAAUACAUCCCCUUCCUCAGAAGCUUGCUGACAUCUUAAAAUAUUAACCUAUCCAU